Messenger RNA from Durio zibethinus, 1437 nucleotides. Its product is annotated as BEL1-like homeodomain protein 11. Gene Ontology annotation, molecular function: DNA binding. Gene Ontology annotation, biological process: regulation of DNA-templated transcription. The record is from RefSeq and is a predicted model, not a curated record. NCBI's taxonomy places the organism in Eukaryota, Viridiplantae, Streptophyta, Magnoliopsida, Malvales, Malvaceae.
CACUUGCCCUCGUGUUUUAGCAACUUUUAAAAUCUUCAGCUUCCAUUUGUCAUUUUUGUCACUAUGGUUUCACGAGAUUCACCUCCAAAUCCAACUUCUAGUAUGCUACACCAAUUCAUUGUCUCAGACUCUAUUAAUAGCCAAAACCAAUUUGGGAGCCAACAUUUUGAUGCUUAUGGCUCUGCUUUGAGAGGCAACCAUAACACAUUUCCUCAGUCUCUUGGUUUGUUGCCUAGCAUUCAUUCUCUAGGGGAAAGAAUGUCUAGAUCAAUGGACCUUCUUCCAGCUCCCAUUGUCACGGAGGAAUCAGAGAUUAGCCAGACUAGACACUUGAUGGACCUUCUUGGAGCAGCUAACAAGACGAACCACCAAACUCAAAGGCUCUCCCUCUCUCUCGGUUCUCACAUGCUUGGUCCUUCGUUAAAUUCUAAUAUUGCAAGUUCCAGUUACUUGCUUUCCGGGGCAGAAGAUAGAGAAGUUUAUAAUCCAGGAGUGGAACACAUAAGUGAUUACUCUUUCACUGGUAACACAUUUGCUUCAGCUUCUAACUCACUACACCGAUCUUGUUCCACUACAUAUGGAGAAGAAUCUUUUGCCACUGCUAUUGGGAAUUCAAGGUAUCUAAGGCCAACUCAGUCACUUCUAGAUGAAGUUGUCAAUGUUGGCAGCAAAAAGAUUGAGGAAAAUUUUUUUGGGAAGUUAUAUCUAGGUGACAGAGGAGGGUGGUCAAGACUUUCCUCUGAACUAAGAGCAGAAUUCUGCAGUAACGAGAUAUUAUUGCCUGAAAAACAAGAGCUUCAAAUUAGACUUGCAAAGCUAAUUGGAUUACUCGAGGAGGUUGAGCUCAGAUACGAGAAAUACUAUCAGCAAAUGGAAGAAGUGGUUUCAUCAUUUGAAGCGCUAGCUGGUAUUGGAGCAGCAAAGUCUUAUACUGCUUUGGCACUCCAAGCAAUGUCCAGGCAUUUUGGCAGUCUAAAAGAUGCCAUAAUAUCUCAAGUAAAUGUCACCAGAAGAAAGUUUUCGCACGAUUUACCGAGAAUCAACAGGGGAUUAUCGCAACUUAGCCUGUUUGAUAGAGAUUCUAGACACAACCGACUGUCUCUUCAACAGCUUGGAAUGAUCCCAAGUCAGAGGCAAGCUUGGAGGCCUAUUAGAGGAUUGCCAGAAACCUCUGUAGCAAUCCUUCGGUCUUGGCUUUUCGAGCACUUCCUUCAUCCUUAUCCAACUGACUCAGAGAAGCUGAUGUUGGCAUCACAGACAGGCCUGACCAAGAAUCAAGUGUCAAACUGGUUUAUAAAUGCCCGAGUUCGAUUAUGGAAGCCUAUGAUAGAAGAAAUGUACAAAGAGGAGUUCGCGGACUCUUCACAAGACUCUGAUCCAUCGUUAGCCAGCAGUUCCAUGGGCAGGGAAGGAAUCACAGAUCAAGCUGAGGAUUGA